Triticum dicoccoides is the source of this 1518-nucleotide messenger RNA. RefSeq names its product BTB/POZ and MATH domain-containing protein 2-like. Gene Ontology annotation, biological process: protein ubiquitination. The transcript has a single exon. The coding region runs from base 79 to 1140 and encodes 353 amino acids. The record is from RefSeq and is a predicted model, not a curated record. Gene Ontology annotation, molecular function: protein binding. Lineage: Eukaryota; Viridiplantae; Streptophyta; Magnoliopsida; Poales; Poaceae.
ACCACCUCUCCCAUCGCCGCCGGUCUUAACCGAGACUCCAACCCGCGCUGACCCCCCGUCCUCCUCCCAACUCCCACCAUGGCAGCACCGCAGGGUUCAAUAGCGAUGGUGCCGUCGAGGUGCACAGCAGAGACGCAGACGUCGCGGGCCAAGGUUGCGUUCGAGAUUGCUGACUACAGCCAUCUUAAGGGCCUAGGUAGAGACAAAUGCCUCCAUUCUUCGGCAUUCUUCAUCGGCGACUACAAAUGGUGCAUCCGCUACUACCCCGACGGAAGCGCAUACGAGGCAACCGAAGGUUAUAUGUCUGUCUUCCUCGUGCUCUUGACCAAGAACGCCGAGGUGAGGGUGGUCUACACCUUGAUGCUUGUGAAUCGGGUUAGUGGGCAGUCGAUUGUGGUGCCCUCCGGCAAAGCGCCACGAGUGUUCAAUCCUAAAAUGCCAGCAUGGGGCCUACAGAAGUUCAUGAAGACGACCGCUGAAGUAGAGUCGGUGUACGUGUGGAACGAUUGUCUUGUGAUCGAGUGCGAAGUCAGUGUUAUCAAGGAAACACUCAAUAUCCAUGUGCCGCCCUCUGACCUUUCGGAUAAUCUUGCAACCUUGCUAGUGGGGAAGAUAGGAGCAGACGUGAGUUUCAAGGUUCAAGGGGAGGUUUUCCCAGCUCAUAAAAAUUUGCUUGCGAUGCGGUGGGCCGUCUUCAAUGCGGAGUUCUAUGGUCCGAUGGGGGACAAAGGUGUACAAGACAUAAUUAUUGAUGACAUGCAGCCUGCUGUUUUCAAGGCAUUUCUUCACUUCAUCUACACGGAUUCAAUGCCUUCCAUGGACGAUCUUGAGGAUGAUGACAAAAGAGAAAUGGUCAAGCACUUACUCGUGGCUGCUGAUAAGUAUGCAAUGGAAAUGAUGAAGAUGAUAUGUGAAGAGAUGCUAGGCAGGGGUCUUGAUGUUGAGACUGUGGCGACCAUGUUAGCUCUAGCUGACCAGUACCAUUGCAGCAACCUCAAAGAUGCUUGCAUUGAAUUUAUGCUCUCUUCGAAUAGAAUGGAUGAUGUGAUCGCAAGCCAAGGCUAUGCACACCUCAAAAGAUCUUGUCCAGUUCUCGUUGUAGAUGUGUUUGAGAGAACAGUCAAGUCCCGCAAAACUUAGUACGCCAAACUCGUAUGAGCUACCGCUACCGCAAUCCUUCAGUUUUGAAAGACCUUUGGAGGCGAAUGCCUUAUGUUGGGUCAGAGAAGGCAAUUAAGUCUUGCUAAAUUUAGCAUGCCCAGCCUGGGUUAGUUUCUGUCUAGUUACUUUUGAUACAUAGCGGCCUGAGCUGAGGUUGCUAUGUCUUUCAGUUUUCAGAGAUCGUUUGGAGGAAGCAGUUGGUUCUAUAAAAUAUAUGUCUCCAAUGUAUUGGUUAUCCCGUCUGACAUAAGUAUGUAUGAAUCUGUGGUACCUCACUAGUUACCUUUUUAUGUUAUUACUUUAAUUGCUGGCUUAUGUGAAGAAUGAUAGAACUUUAAGUUAUUGGCUUUGAAAUAA